GAAGCCAGACAUGGCGGAGGCGGGAAAAAAGGGGGCAGGCCUCGGGCUUCCCCAUGGAGACGCAGCACAGUGGCCACUGCAGCGGUACGGCCGUUUCGUACUCUUGGGUGCGGGAGAGCCUCCUGCGCCUGGGCUGGACGCUGGGAUGGCCUCUUCCCCUACAUGGAAGGUUUUUGACUCCAGUGAAGAAUCUGGGUAUCUCAUUCUCACCAUAGUUAUAUCAGGUCAUUUCUUCAUUUCCCAAGGACAAACACUUCUGGAAGGAUUUUCACUCAUUGGUAGCAAGAACUGGUUGAAGAUUGUAAGACGCAUGGAUUGUCUGUUGUUUGGAACAACAAUAAAGGACAAGAGUCGCAUGUUCAGGGUGCAGUUUGGCGGCGAGUCCAAGCAGCAGGCACUAGAGCGCUGUGACAGCUGUGUGCGGAGCCUGGCCCAGUACGUGACCAUUCAGACCCCUGAGGGAAGCAGCCCGGGACCUCGACUGUGCCAGGGCCCACUGCCAGCAGCGGACAGCCGCAUGGAGGGCUGUGUGCGAAGCGUCCCGCUGCUGCUGCCGCCGCCCGGGUCACACCAGGAGCUGGGGCAGCAGCGGUGCGUGCCAGCUGUCACAGGCACUGCUGGAGGAAGGACCUCGGUGACCCAGUUAGCUCAGUCUCUCCUGGCAUCAGAGGAGCUGCCCCUUGUCUAUGAACAAUCUGCGUGGAAUUCAGAAGAGUUAGGCCCCUUUCUCCGCCUCUGCCUCCUGGAUCAGAGCUUCCCAGCAUUUGUGGAACAGGUGGAAAAGGAACUAAUAAAGCUGACAGGGUUCAGAAAUUAACACUCUAUGUACAUAGAGAACUAAGGAACUUGAAAGCAUUGAAAAAUGCCUCCUCCUUAAGAUUAAAGAUACUAAAAUAAAGAAUAUUAUUCCAAACACCUUUUAUUAAUGUUUUAUUUUUAGAAACAGGUGAAUCCACUUUUUUAUACAUCAUUGCACAUCAACAAUUACACAAAACACAAGUACAUGCAUCUACAGUUACAUACUGAGAACCCUGACAGGUGAGAAAACCAUUAAAUCAAUGUGAAAAAAUACAGUGUCAACCCCAAAGUAUAACUAGUUGCAUAGAAUACCAUGCUAGAACAUUUCAAGGUCAUUGGAAACUAAAGGUAAAUUAUAAAAGUUUGCCUUAAUUGAAUGUAUAAGGUUUAGCACAUCAGUGCAAAAGGAUGUAAGAAUUUAUCAACAAAGAAUCACUUAAAAAGCAAUCAUACAUAUAUAUAUAUAUUUUUGUGUGUAUAUAUAUAUAUAUAUACUGCAAUUCAUUAUAGCCAUUCAGUGGACUAUUCCAGCUUAUGAGAGUCAUAGGUUAAGCCCUUAAAAUUAUAGAUAUCAGUUUAUAUUACUCAUCUUUUUGUA
This is a messenger RNA of Phyllostomus discolor (pale spear-nosed bat), 1396 nucleotides long. It is a transcript of the gene REC114, whose product is annotated as REC114 meiotic recombination protein. Lineage: Eukaryota; Metazoa; Chordata; Mammalia; Chiroptera; Phyllostomidae. The transcript is spliced from 6 exons. The record is from RefSeq and is a predicted model, not a curated record. The coding region runs from base 11 to 817 and encodes 268 amino acids.